Messenger RNA from Aphanomyces astaci, 699 nucleotides. RefSeq lists its product as hypothetical. Bases 156 to 467 code for a protein of 103 amino acids. NCBI's taxonomy places the organism in Eukaryota, Oomycota, Saprolegniomycetes, Saprolegniales, Verrucalvaceae. The record is from RefSeq and is a predicted model, not a curated record. The transcript has a single exon.
AGGUCGGAAGUGUGUGGUUGAGAUGAUGGAGCAUGGGCUGAUCGAUGUUGGAACGAAAGGUGAAACUUUUAUUCUUCGUAAAUAAUAUAUAUCUAACGAGUGUUCUAUUUACUUGGCCCCCACCCACGACGACGACGACACGUGCGUGAUGGUGGAUGCCUUCCCACGACACAAACAGACGACGACACCCACACACAUUGGAAGCCUCGUUCUAUCCUUGGCUCGAAGCAAUCUUCUUUCGAUGUGCUUCAUACAUGUGUAUCCAUUGCUCCAUGGACGAGUCUUUGGACACGUCGACGACGGGCGACGAUGAUGAUUCCGAGUCGUUGCGCAGAAUGCGGGCCACGACUUGCUCGUACGUGUUCAGCUUGGACUCGAGGGUCUUCGUGUUGCAUGUGCUGCUCAUGAAUGCGCAGUCUGUGAUGGCAGCGGUCCAAUCCUUGUACAUGGCACACUGCAACUGGUAGUAGAAAAUGCGCGACUCGGGGCACAUCGCAAGUGACAGCUCCGACACUUGGGUGGCGAGGUUCGUCAUGAACUCGCAGUACUUGCGGUGGUACGUCUGCAUGUCCUGCAGAAGCUGCUGUUCCGUGGUGCUUCCCACCAGCAGCUCUCGGACGUCUUGGGCAAUCUCCAUAACUUUGUUGGUUGGGCUGGCGGUGGCGGCGGCGGGCGGCAGCGGUGCUUGUCUUGUCGGUC